AUGUUGGAAGCCUUAGUGGCAUUUUUUGUCUACAUAGCUGAAAGUUUCACGGGAAGCGUUCUUGAAAACUCUUCCGUUACAACUCAUUGCAGACAAGAUCAGGAAGACAUAAAUAACAGUGAUAGCCAGGAGGUGGAACGACUGCUUCCAGAAACUGACCCCUUAAAAGACUUUACAAAGUUUGAUCCUGAAAACGCUAGCGAUACAAUAUUUCAGGAAUUCGAUCCUCUGCCUGGAUGUUCCGGUAGUAUGGCGUGGAAGCUCUCCCGGCCUGCCCCUUGGAAGUCGUUUGUGAUGUGUUUCAAAACGGUGUUUGCGAUGCAUUUCUUAUGGGGUUCCAGCAUUGCUUUACUCGCGAUUACUGUUGUGGUUUUAGAUUUCAACAUAGCGGACUUGUGCUACGAAAAGACAUUCAGAUGGAACAGUAUGCCAAAAAUGAUCCAGAGUAUACGAGUCACCGGACAGGCCGUUGAAGGAUUCUUUAUCCAGCUUUGGCAUUUUUUUAUUAUGCUGUGCAUGUUUGGGUUUUCAACGAUGAAGGAACUCAACCUUUUAACGAUCAAUCUCCUCGCUGCCUUCAUGGACGUCUGUUAUCGACUAUUUUUACAGGUAUUCGGCAUCUAUAAACGCCCCUGGAUGUCUUACCCUCUAAAUGUUCUAUUUGCCUCAAUAGUGCUUAGCAACAGCUUGAUUAUAGCCAAGCACAUCAUACCUGUACAAAUCUACAGCAAAACAAAACUGUUGAAGGUCACCAGUGUGCUAGCAUUGCAAUUCGUAACUGGUAUACCUGUCACGUUUUUACUGGUUUACUACAUCUUUCCAUGGUAUAACAAGAAAGGUGAGGUUGAGAAAGUACUGAUUGCUGGUGCAAGCCCACUAAUUAUCUCUAUUCCCAAAGUUAUUGUUCGCGCAGCUGCGCCGAAGUUCGACCUCGUUCACCCAGGAGUUCUGUACCUUUUGGUGAGCACGCUGUACUCGAGCUCAGCUGUGGUAUUCCGUGUAAUGCAGGCAGAAUUGACAAACUUUUCACUUUUCGCUGCCUUGGGACUUGGUCAUGCAUUGGUCGAUCUUGUUGAACGCUUAACCGUUACCAUGCGAGAUUACAUAUAUGAGUACACUUAUAAACUCUUAUCGCGCUGUAACAACAGAACACAAACGAGAAACUUUCACGCUGCUAAAGCUCGAACGCCUCGAAGCAUGCGCUUCGUUGCGGAUGUAAGCAUUCAGCUUCUCCUCACAGAACCAACAGCCCUAGUCUCCGCUGUGUGGUUUAUCCAAUUCUAUCGGUAUAUGUACCCUGAUGGCGCGAGACCUUCCGUUUCGAACCUUGUCUGGGGAUUUCUCGAGCGUUGUAUUACUGGCCUGACCAUAGAUGUAGUUGUAAAUACUCUGUCUAUGUGGCUCCAGGUGACAAUUUUCAACGUCGCUAUUCUAAGAGUGUGGAACUCUAAGAAGAAGCGUUCCCACCUAAUCGCUAAUAUAGUUUCUACCGUGGUGUCUGUAUUGUACUUUACAGAAUAUCUCUUUGCAAUCGUUCGAGCCAAAAAUGACCCCCAUACAGCCAAAAGGUUUAAUUUUAAUUGUACACUGCCCUUUCACUCCUCUUUCUAG
Molecule: messenger RNA, 1611 nt
Organism: Porites lobata
Lineage: Eukaryota; Metazoa; Cnidaria; Anthozoa; Scleractinia; Poritidae
Source: the annotation of a GenBank genome assembly